CGCAGCAGCAGCAUCGUCUGUAGCUAGCACACACACUGACUGUCGCGCGGGCUGUUAGAACGCCGACGCUAUCUGGUCUCGCGCACUCUGGACGCGCUGCAAUCAAGAUUACUUUGAAUAUUCUCUAUUUAGACUCUCCAGAACAAUUUCCCGAUUAUCUUCGACCUUAAUAGGUUAUAUAUUGUAGUGCGCUGGCACGGAUGUUCUAUUAGGCUACUCUGCCGUCUCUUGAAGGUGAAAAUACUCGGGAGGUGAAUUUGUAUCCAACUGUCAACGAGAGUGGAUGACUCUGGUCGACCGCUGUCAUCUUGAAGUUGUCUUAUUUGGGCUUUUUGAGCAUCCUACGGACUGUGAAUUGUGAUGUUCUUGUGCCAUUUUCGCGCUGCUUCACCAGGUUGAGAGGAUAGUGUUUGAGUUGGAGAGAUUUUAACGCGGAAACCUUGUGCAUCACGGAGACCAGGAGGAGAGAACGCCAAUAACACCUGCAACAGAACGCGUCUCCGUUUCUUCCAUAUAUGGUGCAACACCAAAACUGGAACCUUGGAAUAAUCCUACAGAAAACCUGUCAUCGAGAAUAAAUCUGUUUUAAACUCGCUGUGAUAGGCUACGAUCGGGUCGAGGUUGCUCGCUGCUAUUGAACCCCCUACCUAGGCUACAGUUGCUGUUUUACUGUUUGGACCAUUUGAAUAGGCUACUAUAUUCUCCUCUCGGCUCGGACGCCCCUGAAUUUGCGAUGCUUGAGCAGUGAGAGCUGGGUGGGAUCUUAUUUGGUCGUCCUGCACGCCACAGUAGCAUGGCCCCGUCGCGAAGGCACUGCGGAUGGGAGAUGACGCCUCUGUCGGGAUGCCUGCUCCUGUCCAUCUUGGCGUUUCAACCUGUGCUAGCCAAGGUCUGCAAUGACUAUACGAGGCACGGUCAGGACAACAGCUGGUUCUCGGGGGAUGAUGAGAAGUUGCCCAUCAUGGUGCUCAUGCCGAUGAACGAGUCGGCGCUGAUGAGCAGCAUUAGUCAGGGCAUCGAGCCCGCUGUCCAACUGGCCAUCCAGCACAUACGAGAGUCACAGAAUUACAAGUUUUCACUCAUCACCAAAAUCUACGACACCGAGUGUGACAACGCCAAGGGAUUGAGGGCCUUCUUCGACGCCAUAUGCUAUGGACCCAAACACCUGAUGAUCUUCGGAGGGGUGUGUCCUUCUGUCACAUCCAUCAUCGCUGAGUCACUGGAGGGGUGGAACCUGGUGCAGCUCUCCUUUGCGGCAACAACUCCUGUUCUGGCCGACAAGAAGAAGUACCCCAACUUUUUUCGGACGGUUCCGUCGGACAACGCGGUGAACCCAGCAGUGGUCAAGUUUCUCAACUUCUAUAACUGGAGCCGCGUGGGGACCCUCACACAGGACGUUCAGAGGUUCUCAGAGGUGAGGAAUGACUUGACCAAUGAGCUGGAAAAGGCAGACAUCCAGAUCGCUGACACCGAGAGCUUCUCCAACGACCCCUGUGUCAACGUCAAGAAGCUGAAGGAUAAUGACGUAAGGAUCAUUAUCGGACAGUUUGAUGAGAACCUGGCCUCCAAAGUAUUCUGCUGUGCGUACAACCUGAACAUGUAUGGUAGUAAGUACCAGUGGAUCAUACCAGGCUGGUACCAGGGCAACUGGUGGGAGCAGGCCAACUCCACCAACUGCACCACCAGGAAGUUGCUGACCGCUAUGGAGGGAUACAUCGCUGUGGACUUUGAACCCCUCAGCGCCAAACAGGUCAAGGGGAUCUCUGGAAGGACACCUAAAGAGUACGAGAGGGAGUACAGUAAAGAGCUGCAGCAGAAGGGGGUGGAGCCCUCGAAGUACCACGGCUUCGCCUACGACGGGAUCUGGGUGAUAGCGAAGACCCUGACCCGCGUCAUGGAUUUACUGCAGCACAAGGAGAGGCAGGACAUGUACCACAACUUCACCGUGGACGACCGGGAGGUGGGCAAGCUGGUGCUGGACGUCAUGAACGAAACCAACUUCUAUGGUGUCACGGGCCAAGUCAUGUUCAGGAACGGAGAACGGAUGGGUACCAUCAAAUUCACACAGUUUCAAGAGGGGCAGGAGGUGAAGGUUGGAGAGUACAACGCUAUUGCUGAUGUCCUGGAUCUCAUCAACAACACGAUGAGGUUCCAAGGGGUGGAGCCUCCUAAGGACCGUACGUUUGUGCGUCUGCAGCGUCGCAACAUCAACGUACCCCUCUACAGCAUCCUGUCUGUUAUCACCAUCCUGGGCAUGCUCAUGGCAGGGGCCUUCCUCUUCUUCAACAUCAAGAACCGCAACCACAGACUGAUCAAGAUGUCCAGUCCCUACAUGAACAACCUUAUCAUCCUGGGUGGAAUGCUCUCCUACUCCUCCAUCUUCCUCUUCGGCCUGGACGGCGCCUUGGUGUCCGACAAAGAGUUUGAGGCCUUGUGUACUGUGCGAACAUGGAUCCUCAUUGUGGGCUACACAACAGCGUUUGGUGCCAUGUUUGCCAAGACCUGGAGAGUCCAUGCUAUCUUCAAGAACGUCAAGAUGAAGAAAAAGAUUAUCAAGGACCAGAAGCUGCUGAUCAUCGUGGGUGGGAUGCUGCUGAUUGACCUGUGCAUCCUCAUCUGCUGGCAGAUCGUUGAUCCGCUGAAGAGGACCGUGGAGGAGUACAGCUUGGAGGCGGACCCCCAGGGGCGGGACAUAGCCAUCCGACCCUUCCUGGAACACUGUGAGAACACACACAUGACCAUUUGGCUGGGGAUCGUUUACGCAUACAAGGGCCUGCUUAUGUUGUUUGGGUGCUUCCUUGCUUGGGAGACGAGGAAUGUGAGCAUCCCGGCCCUGAAUGACAGCAAGUACAUCGGGAUGAGUGUGUACAACGUGGGCAUCAUGUGUAUCAUCGGGGCGGCCGUGUCCUUCCUCACGCGAGACCAGCCCAAUGUGCAGUUCUGCAUCGUGGCUCUGGUCAUCAUCUUCUGCAGCACCAUCACUCUCUGUCUGGUGUUUGUGCCAAAGUUCAUCACGAUGAGGACCAAUCCAGACGCAGCUACUCAGAACCGGAGGUUAAAGUUCAACACGAACCAGAAGAAAGAGGACUCCAAGACGUCCACGUCAGUGACCAGUGUGAACCAGGCCAACACGUCCAGACUGGACGGCCUGCAGACCGACAACCACCGCCUCCGCAUGAAGAUAACAGAGUUGGAUAAGGAACUGGAAGAGGUGACCAUGCAGCUGCAGGAUACCCCAGAGAAGACCCCGUACAUCAAGCAGAACCACUACGGAGACGUCAACAACAUCCUCAGCAUACGCAACUUUACCGACGGCAAAGAGGGGGAGAAAUCGAUAGUGAAGAAUCAUCUUGAGCAGAAGCCUCAGGCCCAGUGGGGCUCCAUGGAUCCUUCCAGAAUAAACAGAGGUCCUCUGGAGGAUAUCAACUCACCUGAACACAUACAGCGCAGGCUCUCGUUGCAGCUACCCAUCCUGCACCAUGCCUACCUACCCUCCAUAGGGGGGGUGGACGCCAGCUGUACCAGCCCCAACGCCAGCCCUGGCUCCAGCCCGCGGCACAGACACAUGCCCCCGUCCUACCGGGUCAUGGUCUCAGGCCUGUGAGCAUCAGUCUCCCCUGGUGCUUCCAAGAAAGGACAUCUGUGUUUUAAAAACAACAAGCAGACCCUAGCUUAGGCUGUCAGCAACAUUGGAAUAAUAUGUCUGUUGGACCAGGGAGGGGGAAGUUGGUUCCACUCGUCAUGCCUCGGUCUCUAGAACCCCUCUCUAGAACCAUGGGUCGGGAAGGGGGGAGGGCACAGGAGGACCUUACAAAUGACACACGAUCCAGAGCAACAACCUCCUUUGGUCUCACCCCACCACCCCAACAGCAGAGGACCUGACCAGACCUGGGGUGGAUCUGCUUCGGAGGGUUUUUACGUUGUUGUUUUUAUUUUGUCAUACACUGGACUAUGUGUGAGCCUGUCAAAACGUGAGCAUUUCAGCUACGUCAAUGCCUGGGAGGCGUUACUAUAGGAACAAAAGAGUUCCAGCCCGGACUGACGUAGGAUUCAUCAAAAUUCACCAUUGUGAACAAGCAUGUAAAUAGCAUACUUUCUGACUUUGACGUACCGUUAGCUUUGAGUAUGCUGUGAAUGAACAUAUUGGGGGGGUGGGGGUCUGUAUAGGGGUAGGAGGUCCUGAAAAACGAAUGAAACCGUAAAAACUGGCCUACUACAAAGCAAAAUGUAAGACAAAUUGGUUUGUGUAAUAUUACUGCAUCAUUGUAGUGUGUUAAUUGUGUUAAAUGGAUUGGCUCAUGGCAAGAAGUAAGAUUACUCUAAUUUCUGUGACUAGGAAACUGUGGUAAGACACCAGGGGCCAAUUCUUUUAACUUGGAGUAAUAUGCACACAUCUUAUUUUACACUUUGCUACAUUUGCACCAUUCAUUUUUCUUAAAGAUUAUGCUCUCUCUUUGCAUAGGCCUUUAAUGUGUUUCAACUUCCCUAGUGUAAUUGACCUCCAAAACAACAAUUAAAUACUACAGUAGAAUGCCUUUAAAAGGCAACAGAACCAAACAGGACAGAUUUCCAGGAAACAAUGACAAUAGUAAUGACUCUCCGUGUUCACUAUGUGUUGACACACACACACAAACACAUAAAGAUACACACCUAUAGGGAAACAGGAGUGCACACCGUAUCCUAGUGAUGUUACGUGUCCAGACGAGGCCUCGCCAAACAGGCUCCCAUUACCACUGUAAAUGGUCCAGAAACUGUGAUGUCGCUCCAUUAUCUGGCUGUAGUGAGGAUAAAGAAGCAUCUUUCUAAUGAAUAUACGUUUCAUAAGUCAAUGAAAUAGGUGCAGGGUCAGACAGCAUCAAAAGUGGUGAGAAACGGAGAUCGAAGACUUGGACAGAGGUUCUGUUGACAAGACAUACAUUCAGAUCGUAAUGAGGAUGUGGGUUUGCCAUUUCGGAUUCAUCAGUAGUUUUGAAACCGUGAAAUUAAGUCCCUUUAAGCUGUUUCAAUUCGUUUAUCUAAAUGUCAAUGACCAAAAUGGCAAAUACGUACGGCAUAUGUGAACCCUUUUUUUUUUUUUUACCUUUAUUUAACCAGGCAAGUCAGUUAAGAACACAUUCUUAUUUUCAAUGACGGCCUGGGAACAGUGGGUUAACUGCCUGUUCAGGGGCAGAACGACAGAUUUGUACCUUGUCAGCUCGGGGGUUUGAACUCGCAACCUUCCGGUUACUAGUCCAACGCUCUAACCACUAGGCUACGCUGCCGCCCCUCCAGAUGUGGUUUGAGCAGAAAUGGCGCCGAUGGAGACCACAGAACCGACCACAACAAUUGAACCACAGACUGGGAGAAGCAACUCUAAAUCACCUGGCACUUAGCAACAGUGGAACAUACAUCAGAGUUACUAUAGAAAUGUAUUUCUGUGCAGUUGGCCCAAAGGUCAUUUCUUGGACUAAAAUGGGGCCGUAGACAUAGCUAGCUAUCGUCAUUUUAUUUGUACAACUGUUGUCACAAGAACAAGAAAAACACAAAGUGGACGAAAUCCACCAAAAAGCUACGUAUCAUCAUCAAAAGUCUAGAUUUGUUUCAGCAUAUAUUUCACCAUUGGUGUCUUGGUUCCAGUUUUAGUUUUUAAAAGGCGUUCGUUGAGCUCUGUGCUUGUAGUCAUAUCCUGUACCCUGCAGGAGCCACAGUAUACACCAGGCCCAGUAGGUAGUGGUGGUAAUGGUGUGGGCCAGGCUAAAUUAACUCAACAAGAAUCUGUAACGCAUCUGGAAAUUGUAUAACCUGUCAUGACUUCUUAACCAUUCACUGCUCCUACACCUGGAAUAUACAGGGUGAGAUAGAUCACUUGGGGACAACUCAUUACAGAGAGUGGGCUGCUCUGUGAGCUGGGCUUGGCGUCUGAACGCUGAUGAUGUCUGUCAGCCAAGGAGGAAGCCUAUUGGAGGACAAGGAAUGGUUGGGAAGGAGCAGGUUGGAGACAGUACUGCUAUUGGACACAUCCAGGUGUGAAUUCCUGUCUGAGCUCCUCCCCCUAGCCUGGAGUCAAUGGGGCUGUCCAGAGCCGCAACACAGCAGCACAGACCUCCAUGAAGCGAAAAGGCUUCUUUCUCAUCCCUCUUUGCCCACCAGAGAAACACACAGUCACUUCUGAGUGAGUGAGACACUGGGGUUGGUUGUUCCUUCAGAAAAAGAAAAAAAAACACAUUUUAUAUAUUACAUUAUAUGUGAUUGUGUAAAAUUUGCUGAUACCCUGAUGGUGUUGAUUUAUGUAUGAAAUAUUUGGUGUUUGGCUUUCUCAAGAUGGCAUGAAAUAAAAUGUAUCAUUCACAUAGGAGUUACCUGUUUUUACGACUGUCGUGACAAAUCCACUCUGUUUCUUCUGUCACGCUGGUUUCAUUUCUAUAUCCUGUCUUUAAGAGGACAUCAUCAAGCAGUCAAUGUCAAAGCCAAGAUUCUCAGUGAGAAAUCCCCCCCCACACACACAAUAUAAUGUAAACUACAUGCAGCAUUACACAUGCUGCAAGAUGCUGAGGGCAAUAAGUGUACAACACGUACUAGCUUUGGCUAGCUGUGUCAGAAUUAACCUAUAGAACAGUCAAUAACACAUCAAAAAUGUUCUUUUCUCAGCAUUCAUGGAAUCUGACAGUCACUAUUUAUUGUUCUUACAAAAUGCCAAAUGCUGUUUAUCAGGUACUGUUACUUUCAUUUGCUAUGUGCCCUAAUUUUCUAUUAUUAAUUAAAAAUUGUUCUCAACGUCUGCAACAAUAGUUCUUCAAAUGCAAUGUUAGUAGUUAAAGGGCUCAUAAUAACUGGUAAUAAACUGCUUUUUCAUGCUAACGUUC
Molecule: messenger RNA, 6842 nt
Organism: Oncorhynchus nerka (sockeye salmon)
Lineage: Eukaryota; Metazoa; Chordata; Actinopteri; Salmoniformes; Salmonidae
Product: gamma-aminobutyric acid type B receptor subunit 2
Exons: 19
Coding region: 794-3604 (936 amino acids)
Biological process (GO): G protein-coupled receptor signaling pathway; gamma-aminobutyric acid signaling pathway
Cellular component (GO): G protein-coupled receptor heterodimeric complex; membrane
Molecular function (GO): G protein-coupled GABA receptor activity
Source: RefSeq, a predicted model, not a curated record